Messenger RNA from Grus americana (Whooping crane), 4119 nucleotides. RefSeq names its product SECIS binding protein 2 (gene SECISBP2). Gene Ontology annotation, biological process: selenocysteine incorporation. Lineage: Eukaryota; Metazoa; Chordata; Aves; Gruiformes; Gruidae. The transcript has 19 exons. Gene Ontology annotation, molecular function: selenocysteine insertion sequence binding; ribonucleoprotein complex binding; mRNA 3'-UTR binding. The record is from RefSeq and is a predicted model, not a curated record. Gene Ontology annotation, cellular component: ribonucleoprotein complex. Bases 81 to 2792 code for a protein of 903 amino acids.
GCCGCUGCGCCUCGCCCGGGGUGGCAGGGAAGCGGGCUGCGCUGGGGGCUGCGGGGCGGGGGCCGCGGCCCGCCCACGCCAUGUCCGCGGAGAGGCGGCCGGGCUCGGGCCGAGGCGGCGAGGGCAUCAAGUUGUCAGCAGAGGUCAAACCAUUUGUUCCAAAACAUGCGGCGGUAACUGUGGCAUGGUCAGAACCCUCAGAAGCAGGUGUCUUUCCUAGGUACUUAACUACAUGCUACCCAUUUGUUCAGGAACCAUCUUUGGAUAAGAAAUCUCAGUAUUUUCAACCCAUUUUGAUUUGUAAUAGAAAUUCAACAUUGAGGCAACAAGUAUAUGCUGAAGAUUUGCCCCGGGAUGACUUCUCAUCUCUUUCUCAAUGUCCAUCACAUAGUGUUCUGGGAGAUCCUGCCUUCUGUGAAUACUCCAGCUGCUCUUACUCACCUGAUGUUGUUUCAAACGUAUAUCCAGCAGCUGGCUCACAAUAUCAUUCUAACAACUCAACACUCUAUAAUGGUUCAGGAAUAGUCAGUGAAUCUGCUGAGCAAACGUAUCCAAUCAGACAAGAAAGUAAGAAUCUUUCAAAGCAGAGGAGAUCAAAAGAGGGUGAGAAAAAAUUAGACAAGAAAAGGCAUGACGAAGAUGACUCUUCUGUCAGAAUUGUGAACAGGACUUCAUUCCAGACCUCCACGUGCAGCACAGAUUCUGUGAAGCCAGACAGGUUCAAUAAAACUACAAACAAGAAAUCAAGUCAGACUCCAAAACCAGAGUCUCUUCCUGUACCUGCAUUUGAAGCUACCGUUCUGGAUUUUCACAAGUCACAGAGUCUGGGAAGCAGCGAGGUAUUGAACGUACAGCAUAAAAGUGGACCAGUAUGUUCAGCAGAAAGUAACAUUACGUGCCUUAGUCAACCACAGAUGUCUCUUUUGUUGAACACAGAGGAAGAUACUUCUGCAGAAAGCAAAGCUUCAUCAAAAACUUCAAAUGAAAGAGUAGCCAGCUUAAUUCCCUCCCCAUUUGAUGGUAGAAAUGGCUCUGCUCAGCCACAUGUGUCUUGGGCCAUGGUACUUUCACAGCCCCCAAAGAAAAUUGUGUCAUCACCAGCAUCUGAAGGUCUUUCCAGAGGCAAAGGGAAGCAGGAUAAUGAAGCAAAGCAGUCAGAAACAAAAAAUGAUGCUAGUGAAACUGAGCCUGAAGAAGGGUCAGAAAGGAAGAGAAAAAAGAAGAAAAAGAAGAAAAAAACUAAGUCACCCAGUGAUGUAGAGAAACCUCAGAAUGAAUCUACUACAAUACAGGAACCACCAAGGAUCGAGGAUGCUGAGGAGUUUCCUGAUCUGGCAGCUGCUUCUGAUAGGCGAAACAGGCUAGGAUCUCAGAAAUCAUCGUUUACUCCUGCUGGCAGAAAGCAGCCUGAAAUCCAACUCCCCGAAGAGCCUUGGGAUAGUCGGUCUCCCACGCUGGAUGGAACUCCCAAGGUGGAUGGACUGUCAGGGAAGCAAGCUUCGUAUUCUAUAAUAGAAAGAAAGAAAAUGCAGGACACAUCCAGGAGCAGUGGUAAGAAGAGUCAAAUUCCCGUUCAGUUGGAUUUGGGGGGCAUGCUGGCAGUCUUGGAGCAGAAGCAGCAAACAGAGAAAUCAAAACAGUCUUCUAAACCUGUGGUGUUUUCAGUUGGUGGUGCCAUACCAUUGCUUUCUAAAGAACCUGCUACAGCCACAAAAAGUUACCGGUUGAACCAAGGAAAGAUGCCUCAUAACCCUUUGGAUUCCAGCGCUCCUUUGGUGAAGAAAGGGAAACAGAGAGAAGUCCCUAAAGCAAAGAGACCAACACCUCUUAAAAAGAUUAUUCUGAAAGAAAGAGAACAACGAAAACAGCAACACCUGUUAGAACAGACAGCAGUACCAAAAGAUGAAGAUAAUGUUUGUCAGUCUGGAGAAAACAUUACUGAAGAUAAAUUGCUUCUUCAGGAUAGUCAAGCAGCUGUUCCUGUAACACAAGUUGCUGAAGGGCUUCUGGAGAACACAGGGAUCAAGGAAUCUACAGAAGGUUCUGUGACAUCGAAGCAGCUAACGUCCAGUCUUCCAAAAAUCCAUAGUAGGAAGUUUAGAGAUUAUUGCAGCCAGGUACUUAGUAAAGAAGUUGACAGUUGUGUGACAGAUCUCUUAAAAGAACUCGUUCGUUUCCAAGAUCGCUUGUAUCAGAAAGACCCAGUAAAGGCCAAGAUAAAACGCAGGCUUGUUAUGGGUCUUAGAGAAGUUUUGAAACAUCUGAAGCUGAAAAAACUGAAAUGUGUCAUCAUAUCUCCUAACUGUGAAAAGAUUCAGUCAAAGGGUGGGUUGGAUGAGACUCUACACAACAUUAUUGACUGCGCCUGUGAACAGAAUAUCCCGUUUGUUUUUGCCCUUAAUCGCAAGGCCCUAGGGCGCUGUGUGAACAAAGCAGUGCCUGUGAGUGUGGUGGGAAUUUUUAGCUAUGAUGGGGCUCAGGACCAUUUUCAUAGAAUGGUACAACUGACAACAGAGGCCAGGAAGGCCUACAAAGAUAUGAUAGCAGCUUUAGAGGAAGAAGCUGAAGGAGGACUUAGACAAACCCAAUCCACCAUCUUAACCACUGAAUACGAAAAAAAUGGCUUACCAGAAACUGGUAAAACGUCUUCCAAGGACUCGGAUGAGGAUGUACCAAAUUACAUUAAAAUCUGGAAGAGAAAACUUGAAGAAGAGUAUAACCCAUAUGCACUGGAACUGGAAAGGAGUGCAGCUGCUGGCAUGGUGAUAGUGAAUUCGGAAGAGCAUCAGUAAAAAAGCCCAAUAGAAUUGGAUCAGCAAAUUUUUAUUUUUAGACCCCCUAGGAAGAGAGUAGCAAAAUAAACUAAUGUAAUAAAUAUUGGAAGUCAGCUAAGUAAACUGUUCUGAACGCCUUUAAGCAAAAUACACACUGGAGCACAUGAGGCACUGACUAAUGCUUUUAUGUUCUAUGUAUUUGGCUGAUUACUGACAACAGCAAAUUGCCUUUGCCCCGAACCACUUGAGCUGGCUUGGCAUACUUUAAGGGUUUGAUGGACUAGCAUUGAUUUGUUAGUGAUACAAUAUACCAAGAGAACUUUGCUAGAAAGAUAAUUUUUUGGGGAAGAGAUUCCAUGAGCCAGAAGUCUGGGGCCUAUGGGGAGUUGCUUUUUAUUUUUAACUCUUUUUAAAAAAACUGGUUUUUGAGUGUAGGUUUAGUUUUGUUUUUUUCUUCUAAAUAAACCUGCUCAGGUGGGCAAGCUGGCAUCAAUGUCACUUUCUUCCAGUCAGCAAGAAAUUAAUUCAGGGCAGGCAGCUUCUUUGAAACAAAUUAAGGAAAGCCAUGAUGACAAAGUUCCCAGUUAGCUGUCCUGUGUAGUAUUGUCGUCUUCUGGGAUCAUACAGCAUGUGUAAAGGAGAGAGCAUGGACUACAAAAGUCUGAAAUUCCUGAAGUAAAAAAUGCUCUGUUUAGAAAUUUUAUGAAGUUGAUUAAACGUACAACAAUGAUGUUUCUGCUGCUACUGAGACUAGUUUAUCAUAGGUCCUGCUUUGAAGAUAGAGGAUGUUUAAGGACAGCAAAUGUGCCAGCCUGCUAUGCUAUCUGUAACUUCUCCAUGCUGACUGACUCCUCAUUCCUUCAGUUUGGAGUUGUGUCAGUGUAUAUAUGUAAGACUUUCUGAUCAAUUUCAGUUUAUAUCUAAGGUAGAGAAAAUGAAUGUUUUAUAGGAAAUAGAUUUUAUUUCCUAUAGGAAAUGUUAAAAAGAAAAUGUGCUUAUGAUGGUGGUGGAGCACCUUAGUGGGAAUGUCCUAUAUAAAUACCGUUGUUUACAAGUUGCAGAUGUAAGAGGACAAGCCUAAAGAAAGUAAUUGGAGGAUGCACAUGUAACUUGUCAGCUGUUCUGAAAGGUGAUAAUAGAUGCCGUGUGCUGCUGCCAGCGUCUCUGAAGUGCGUCUGUAAGUGCUUCACUACAUUGAACAUUUGUAGUGCAAUACUUUGGAAAGUAGCUGCCUUGUGAAGUUAGAAAUGAUAUGAAAACUUUAAAUAAUUUUGGAAUUCAAACAAUUUUGUAGAAUGUAAAUUGUAUAAAAUCUGUUACAAUAUAUUGAUUCUAUGAAGUAUGA